This is a messenger RNA of Poecile atricapillus (Black-capped chickadee), 2207 nucleotides long. RefSeq names its product leucine-rich repeat-containing protein 17-like. NCBI's taxonomy places the organism in Eukaryota, Metazoa, Chordata, Aves, Passeriformes, Paridae. The record is from RefSeq and is a predicted model, not a curated record. Bases 371 to 1687 code for a protein of 438 amino acids. The transcript has 5 exons. Gene Ontology annotation, molecular function: protein binding. Gene Ontology annotation, cellular component: plasma membrane.
UGCUGCCAGUCAUAUAAAGGAUCCUCUGCUUCACAUUAUGAAAGAAAGACGUGAACUACAAACCUGAAUGCAACCUGGAAUUUCCAGACAGAUGAUCUUGUGACAGCCUUUUCAAGAGUCCAGUUAUCAGGCAAAAGGACCAUCCAGUAACUGGAAUUCAAUACCAACCAGCCCUAAAGAGGAAAGUUCAUGCUUUUGAAAUAUAUUCCUCCAACAAAGGACUUGAGAGAGGAGAUAUAUCAGUAAAAAUAGGGAUCCCACGUACCCCAGCUGUGCCUCCUCAGAUCUGUACAACACCGAUUCAGACUAUCCAAAAAUUUCAACUGUUCCAGCUGUCACAGAAAAUAACUGGGGCCAGCUGAAUGUCAGGAUGCAAGUAGUUACUAUUAUAUUACUACUUCUUCUUUGUAAUGCAUCUGACUGUAGGAGGACAAGGAAUAGGAGUUUGAGAAACAAUGGAAGGGAAAACAUCUUAAGGAGAGCAUCUAGCACUGUUAAGCGCAAUGCCCAAGGCUUAACAUGUGAUAUUUACACUUAUCUUCAUGAGAAAUACUUAGAUUGUCAGGAAAGAAAAUUGGUUUUUGUGGCACCUGAUUGGCCAGAGGAUAUAAAGCACAUGCUGCUAGCAAGAAACAGGAUUCGUAAAUUAAAGAAUAAUAUGUUUUCCAAGUACAAAGUACUGAAAAGUCUGGAUUUACAACAGAAUGACAUAUCAAAAAUUGAGAGUGAGGCUUUUUAUGGUUUGGAUAAACUUACCACACUCUUACUUCAGCAUAACCAAAUUAAGAUUUUAUCUGAGGAGAUUUUUAUUUAUACACCCAGUCUAAACUACCUGCGUCUCUAUGACAAUCCCUGGCAUUGCAGCUGUGAACUAGAAACUCUUGUUACAAUGCUACAGGUUCCAACAAACAGGAAUUUGGGAAAUUAUGCCAAAUGUGUGCACCCAAUAGAACUGAAAAAUCAAAAGCUAAAGCAGAUAAAAGCUGAUGAGCUAUGUAGUGAAAAGGACAGGCAGGAUCCCAAAAACAUAAAACGGGAGAAGCCUGAGCCUGUCAAACCAGAAUUUGAUUCCUCUUUGUGCCACAUGUAUGUGUUUCCCGUGACAACUCUGAACUGCAAAAGAAAAGAUUUAAAGAAAGUUCCAGGUAACAUACCUCCAGAUAUAGCUAAACUUGAUUUGUCCAACAACAAAAUUAGACAGCUACGAGCCAAGGAGUUUGAAGAUGUCAGUGAACUGAAGAUAUUAAACCUAAAUAGUAAUGGAAUAACAUACAUUGAUCCUGCUGCUUUUUCAGGCCUCAAUAACUUAGAGGAACUGGAUCUAUCAAACAACAGCUUGCAGAAUUUUGAAUAUGGAGUACUGGAAGAUCUUUACUUUCUGAAAAUACUGUGGCUGAGAGACAAUCCUUGGAGAUGCGAUUACAACAUACAUUAUCUUUUCUACUGGCUGAAGCAUCACUACAAUGUUCACUACAAUGGCCUAGAAUGCAAAAUGCCUGAGGAAUACAAAGGAUGGUCUGUUGGAAAAUAUGUUCGAAGUUAUUAUGAGGAAUGCCCAAAAGACAAGCUUCCCAUUUAUCCAGAAACUUUUGAUCUGGACAAAGAUGAUGAGGAAUGGGAACGACACAAAGAGCAAACAGUUCAGACAGUAAAGAAGCAUGGUGUAAUUGUCACCGUAAUAGGCUAAUAAGGGAACUCUUUCCCUUAGUAGAUUUAGAUAUUUGAUACUUUGAGAAAGGAAAACAUGCUGUUUACAUUUGUUCUAAAUAUUCUGUUGGUUUAUAGGACUAUCUGCCUACAAAGAUGUCUGUUUAUUGCAGAUACUAACUACAGAAUGACAUUAGUUGGACAGCAUCCUUCAUCUAGCAGUUGUUUUUGACAAUUUGUUCUGGACACUCCUGUGAAAUAUUUUGGCAAAUGUUUGAAACUAUACAGUAAAAAUCGAGAGACACAAAUGUAUAUAAUGUGGUGGGGAGGAGCUGUCUUAUGUAUGAACACAGUUUAUGUGUUCACACAGAAAUAGCUGCAGGAUUGUGAUCAAGACACAUUUUUCUUGAAUGUAUUGAUGGUUCUUUGUAUCUAUCAGUUUCCUGAAAUAUUCCCAGAAAACAUUUCUAAGAUUUUUAUAUUGACUUCCUGUUGUUUUAUUGCAGACUAAAAAAACAAACUUAAGACUAACCUUAAAUACAAUUCUAGACAAAGAGAAA